This is a messenger RNA of Desarmillaria tabescens, 1768 nucleotides long. RefSeq lists its product as uncharacterized. Bases 295 to 1584 code for a protein of 429 amino acids. The transcript has 6 exons. The record is from RefSeq and is a predicted model, not a curated record. NCBI's taxonomy places the organism in Eukaryota, Fungi, Basidiomycota, Agaricomycetes, Agaricales, Physalacriaceae.
CGUCAUCGACGUGUCCGACACGGAGGAUUGUCGCCGGGGGAUUGGAAUACGAGCAUACAUAGACCGAGCAUUUGGAAAACAAACGAUAUUCCAGUGCGCUGCCAAGACGGCUAGCAGCGAGCAAGCUCUGAAUAUCGACAACAGACUCUAAUUUAUUGCAUGGCAUAUCGCCCCAGUCUCACAUGUCUGAGGCAUCGUCUCCCCUUUCGCCUUGGCAUCGCCUCGUCCAUGUCUCAUUCACCUCAUUUAUAACCCCACGCCCAAGACAACGAAUGCCGUGCAUACCUCUCCACCAUGGCCACCACCUCCACCCCAGUCUCCAAUGCGUCUGAGGAAACAAAGCCUGAAUAUCACCGUCUUCCUUCAAAGUUCUCCUUGACGCCUGGGAGGGAAAAUGCACCGCUACUAUCACCCAUGAUAGAGCGGCCCGACAGGCCACUCUUUCCAGCCGAUGUAGGAUUUCAAGGACGGAGGUUCUCAAACUACUCUCCAUCUUCUAGUUCUGGAGGCUCCACCGACUCUUGUGGGUCCACAGACGGGGUAACCGAAAUAUCGAUGUUGCCCAGUAUGCCAUACACGGAGGAAUCAUCUCUUUCUUCUCAUGCGCCUACCCCGUCUGUGUCUACGAAGAACUUCAUCUCUUCGCCUUUGAACCCUACGACUUUUCACUCCUUCGCUCGAUCACACACGCUUUCGGAGUUGAAUAGGAUACCAUCGGAGGAUAUCAGAGCUAUAUGCAACCCGUCCAACACGUCGCUUCGAAGCUCCAUGAUUCUGUACAGACUCGCAGAUGAAGCGCCUCCCACUCGUCGAUUCCACCCCCACAGGAAAUCCAUCCUGUCCACAUCUGGAGACUCCGUCCUGUCCCUGUCUUCCGAUUCUAAAUAUCCUUCUGCACCUGCGGGCGCCCGUGAUCGCGGGCUCGUGGCUUAUGCCUUUGACCCGUUGGCGGAGGAUCUUAUAGUCGACGAUGAAAAGGACGAAACGCUCAAUGAUGCAAAGAUGGACCGUCUGUCUCCACGCGGCAUGGCCAACGUCGCGGCGCUCAUCUGCUUGCUCUUGGCCAUUAUUUCACUAUUUGUGGUUUACCCUGUAGUGUCGUUCUAUAAACACAGUCAUAAAAACCGGAUCAUUGCAGAGAAUCCCUUUAUCAACUCGACGGGUCAGGCCGAAGACACCAUUCCAACAAGCCGGCACGGAGUGAGGAGUCAGAGCCCGUUUUCUCAUGAAAUUCCGCUUGGCCACGGUAUGGCUGAUUAUCCUGGGGAGUACACUCUCAUCUUCAAAGAUGAGUUCGAUAGGGACAAUCGUCCUCUUAUAAACGGAAAUGAUCCUGUGUGGCAGGCAACAGUCUAUGCGAAAACAUUUUUCGCGAGGAUUUACAAAAAUCAUCUUGUCCUCGAUGGGUCAGCGGGCGCAGUCCGUCUUCAUAGACCUGUCUGUAUCAAGCCAGGCGGGUAUCUGGAGAUUUCGUACAGGUCUCCAGAUGACCGUGAAAUAAAGAAGUUUGCUUGGUAUGCCGAAUCAGAAGUCGCUUCAUGGUUGGGUCUGACCAUCGAUCUAGGUGAGUCGCAUCGAUACUAGUGUGGCGGGAGCGCAGUUCACGUCGUAUAACAGGAGGAGGUGACAGGAGGAGUAAAGAACAAGCGGUUUGGAUCGAAUAUGUGAAGGUUUAUGAACGCUCCGGCACUUCAUUCUCCGGUGCUUGUUUUGAAACGUCACCCACGAACAACGUGUUAUUCUCUCCAUAUGCUUACCUUCUCUGGUG